This is a messenger RNA of Blastomyces dermatitidis ER-3, 1564 nucleotides long. RefSeq names its product 3-demethylubiquinone-9 3-methyltransferase. The transcript has 2 exons. Lineage: Eukaryota; Fungi; Ascomycota; Eurotiomycetes; Onygenales; Ajellomycetaceae. Bases 924 to 1394 code for a protein of 156 amino acids. The record is from RefSeq and is a predicted model, not a curated record.
GGGACGAAAUAUUAUUUAUAAAUCGGUUAAAAAUCAUAUAAAUGCAGCAUGACCCACAGGAAGCCAAAGUUUUUGCAAAAAUGCGCUUUUGUUCUUGGGCAAGCGCCGCCGGACACCGGCCGCCUAUUCAUUCAUAUCGGCUGUGUCAUAUAUCGGGCAAGCAAGCAGGAUGAAGGGUAGCAAGUAGACGUAGAUUUUAACACGCUUUGGAAAUAACUUACUCGACAUGGGGCUCCAUUCAAAGGGCAUAGGGACCACAACGUGAUGUUCUUAAAGAUGUUCUUCAUUAAUUUCAGAUAGGAGAUGGGUUCCUGUUUAUUCCAGCGGAGCGCGUCCAAAAUUUUAUUAUCCCCGGAUACAAGUUCGCAGAGCAGUCGGAACUGAACUCCCAAGACAAAUAACGGCCGUACGCUUCAAAGAAGACAGGGUCCCAAUUUGAAUUGACCCGAACUCCGAUAUAUGAUCAGCCUGCAAACGCAUUUCCCCUCCUGAAAACCAAAUGGAUGAGGGGGUGUUUGGUGAGAUGUGUAUGGGAAUGGGCGUUAAAGAUCCAGUGGGCCUGAAAACACGUGAUUGCUGCCUGAAAUGAUUUCGUAUUGUCGGCUUGUUCGACCGGAUUUGAGCAUCAAGGGGUUUGCAUCCCACAGAAUCAACUCUUCCAGGGUUGUUCAAGGGUCAAUGAGUCACAUCUACAAGCUUCAGAUAGCGUUGGUCGAUGGGAUGAAGAGGGGAAGGUUGAUGCGACGUAGCCAGGACAUAAAAAGAUCCUUCCUUUCCCACCCCAAGCGCAUCUCAAUCUCUGGAGCUCCGCAGGAACAAUAUGAGCAUACCAUAAUCUAAACUCUCGGGGUCAAAAUUGAUCAAUUGGAAAUUUAUCCACCCAACACCAAAGAAAAAAACCUUUACUCCUUCCUCUGACCACCAUGUCCCUCCCAACUUUCACCGUUCCCUCGCACAAAAUUCACACAUGUCUCUGGUUCGAGAAAGACGCCAUCAAGGCAGCCGAGUUCUACGUCUCCCUCUUUAAAAAUUCUCGCAUAGUCAGCAGCUUCGAUACUCUGGUCACACUCGUUCUCGACGGCCAGGAGAUAUCUCUCCUGAAUGGCGGCACUUAUUUCACCCUCUCCCCGGCAGCGUCCCUUUUCACCAUUUGCGAGGAUCAGGACGAGGUUGACCGUUUGUGGGCGGCGUUGCUCGUGGAUGGCGGCAAAGAGUCACAGUGUGGUUGGGUCACCGAUAAAUUUGGCGUCUCAUGGCAGAUUGUUCCGAAAUGCUUGAUGGAGAUGAUGGGAGAUUCCGACAAGGAGAAGGCAAAGAGGGUUACGGAUGCGAUGUUGAACAGCAUCAAGUUUGAUAUUGCGACGUUGAAGAAGGCGUUUGAUGGAGGUGAUUGAGGUGAUUGAGGUCGCCCCUCACGAUGAUGGAACAACAUAUAUAUAUAUAUAUAUAUAUUAGCAAGGGACAAGAGAGCAGUCUACAGGGAGCUGUUACAUAGUAUGUUUUGGCUUACCCCGCCCAUAGUUUUCAAACCACCUUUUUCUUUUUUUUCUUUUUUUUCUCAUUU